AUGAAUGGCGAUCGUGUGUCUCCAUCGGGAUCCUGCAGCAGCUGUGAGAUUGAUGAAGGACUUAUAGCAGCUUUGUGUCCUGCAGAGAUGGCCACCAAUAAGGACAGAGGAAGCACACAAGAAGCUCUGACUCCACCCAGCACUCCAGGACGAGAGGAAGCUCUCCGAUCGGUCUCUUCACCCCGUUCUCCAGUCUCCCCAUCACUCCCAGUGUACAACCAGCAAAUUGCUGACCUGUGUAUUAUCCGGGUCAGCAUGGAGAACACUCAUGGGAAUUUGUAUAAGAGUAUAUUGCUCACCAGUCAGGAUAAGUCUCGGGUGGUCAUACAGCGGGCGCUCCAUAAACACAACAUAGAAUCCUUCGGCCCGGAUGACUUCCAGUUGGUACAGUUACUAUCAGAGGGUAAAGAACUGACCAUCCCGGACACGGCCAAUGUGUACUACGCCAUGAACACCUCCGCCAAUUAUGACUUUGUCCUGAGAAGAAGAGCGAGG
This is a messenger RNA of Staurois parvus, 495 nucleotides long. NCBI's taxonomy places the organism in Eukaryota, Metazoa, Chordata, Amphibia, Anura, Ranidae. The record is from the annotation of a GenBank genome assembly.